AGAAAGAUAUGCUAAAUAAAGAUUGAUUGGUUUGAAUCUUGAAGGGGUCUCCCACUUGUUAAUGACCCAGGGAGGAAAAAAAUUCAUGAUGACUUCACUGGGCCUCCUCUUAUUUCUUCCAUUUUUCUUUACACCUGUCCUCUAUGUGGAAUGGAGCAUCACCACCUAGAGCAAAAAAUAUGCUGUGCCUCUAAUAAUGCCUGUGCUGUCAGGGAUUCUUAAACAGUUUCAUGCUUGAGGCUCCUAAAGUUGAAAUAUUAACAGAAUAAUGUUUUGCUUGCUUGGAUUACUGAGGAACUGCAGCUCCAUCCCCGAAAGGAUUUUAUCCUCAGCACGCAUUGAUUAAGCUAUUUAUCUACAAAAAUGGCAGUGUGCAGGGUAGAAGGGAUCGGGACCCAUAUGUCAAUGGUCUAGGAUGGCCAGUGAAGGCUCCAACAUCCCAAGUCCUGUGGUGCGACAGAUUGACAAACAGUUUCUGAUUUGCAGCAUAUGCCUGGAACGUUACAAGAACCCCAAAGUACUUCCCUGUCUGCACACUUUCUGUGAGAGGUGCUUGCAGAAUUACAUUCCAGCCCACAGUUUAACCCUUUCUUGCCCAGUGUGCCGCCAGACCUCCAUUCUGCCAGAGAAAGGGGUUUCUGCACUCCAGAACAACUUCUUUAUCACUAACCUGAUGGAUGUCCUGCAGCGAACACCAGAAAACAGCAUUGAAGAGUCCUCCAUCUUGGAGACUGUCACAGCUGUUGCUGCAGGAAAACCUCUCUCCUGCCCCAACCAUGAUGGAAAUGUGAUGGAAUUUUACUGCCAAUCUUGUGAGACAGCCAUGUGCCGGGAAUGUACAGAGGGAGAACAUGCAGAACACCCCACUGUACCUCUCAAGGAUGUGGUAGAACAACACAAGGCUUCACUACAAGUCCAGCUGGAUGCUGUCAACAAAAGACUUCCAGAGAUAGAUUCUGCACUUCACUUCAUAUCUGAAAUUAUACGUCAGUUAGCCAACCAAAAGGCUAGCAUUGUAGAUGACAUUCAUUCCACUUUUGAUGAACUACAGAAGACUUUAAAUGUGCGAAAGAGUGUGUUGCUUAUGGAACUGGAAGUGAAUUAUGGCCUUAAACACAAAGUCCUACAGACACAGCUGGAUACCCUGCUUGAAGGACAGGAGAGUAUUAAGAGUUGCAGCAACUUUACAGCCCAAGCACUCAACCAUGGCACUGAAACUGAAGUUUUACUAGUUAAGAAGCAAAUGAGUGACAAGCUGAAUGAGCUGGCUGACCAGGACUUCCCACUGCAGCCCCGUGAAAAUGACCAGCUGGACUUCAUAGUAGAAACAGAAGGACUGAAGAAAUCCAUUCACAAUCUGGGUACUAUUUUAACCACUAAUGCCGUAGCAUCUGAAACAGUUGCCACAGGUGAGGGGCUGAGGCAAACUGUGAUUGGACAGCCGAUGUCAGUUACCAUAACAACCAAGGACAAAGAUGGGGAGCUCUGUAAAUCUGGGAAUGCUUACCUCACUGCUGAACUGAGCACACCUGAUGGGAGUGUGGCAGAUGGAGAAAUACUUGACAAUAAAAACGGCACUUAUGAAUUUUUGUAUACUGUUCAGAAAGAAGGGGACUUUACUCUCUCACUGAGACUUUAUGAUCAGCAUAUCAGGGGCAGUCCAUUUAAACUUAAAGUGAUCAGAUCAGCAGACGUGUCCCCUACUACCGAAGGAGUUAAGAGGCGUGUUAAGUCUCCUGGCAGUGGCCAUGUGAAGCAGAAAGCUGUGAAAAGACCAGCUAGUAUGUACAGCACUGGCAAAAGAAAAGAGAAUCCUAUUGAAGACGACUUGAUCUUCAGAGUGGGUACCAAAGGAAGAAACAAAGGGGAAUUUACAAAUCUUCAGGGGGUAGCUGCAUCUACAAAUGGAAAAAUAUUAAUUGCAGACAGUAACAACCAGUGUGUACAGAUAUUUUCCAAUGAUGGCCAGUUCAAAAGUCGUUUUGGUAUACGAGGAAGGUCUCCUGGCCAGUUGCAGAGGCCUACAGGAGUGGCUGUGCAUCCUAGUGGUGACAUCAUUAUUGCAGACUACGAUAACAAAUGGGUUAGCAUAUUUUCAUCAGAUGGAAAAUUUAAGGCAAAAAUUGGCUCUGGAAAACUUAUGGGACCAAAAGGUGUUUCCGUGGAUCGUAAUGGGCAUAUCAUUGUUGUAGACAACAAAGCAUGUUGUGUAUUUAUCUUCCAGCCAAAUGGAAAAAUAGUAACCAGGUUUGGUAGCCGAGGAAAUGGGGACAAGCAGUUUGCAGGUACACUUGACGGUCCUCAUUUUGCAGCUGUAAACAGCAACAAUGAAAUCAUUGUUACAGAUUUCCAUAACCAUUCUGUCAAGGUAUAUAACCAGGAAGGAGAAUUCAUGUUGAAGUUUGGAUCUAAUGGAGAAGGCAAUGGACAGUUUAAUGCUCCAACAGGAGUAGCUGUAGAUUCUAAUGGAAAUAUUAUUGUAGCAGAUUGGGGAAACAGUCGAAUACAGGUUUUUGAUGGAAGCGGAUCUUUUUUAUCCUACAUUAACACAUCUGCUGACCCACUUUAUGGUCCCCAAGGUCUGGCGCUAACUUCAGAUGGCCAUGUUGUAGUUGCAGACUCUGGAAAUCACUGCUUCAAGGUCUAUCGAUACUUACAGUAACAAUGGGCUCUGGAGCUGCCUGGCCCUUAACAAACAACUGAUCCCAGAGAUCCUUAAUCGAUCUCUCUGUGGAGGAUGUGUACUUUAGUUUAAUUACUUUUUAAUGUUGAAGGAGUCUCCAGUGGACUUUUCAUGUUUAUUUCCAAACUUACCUUGUUUACAUAAGACUUGCACUUCUUAUGUUCCUCAUUGAAUUUAUUGUACGGGUUAAUAAACAAAACCCUCCUUUCCUGAAUUCAUUAGGACAAUGAAAUAUUAAACAUGUGAACUGCAGCUUGUGGAACAGGAAUUUAAGUAGUUGACUAAUUUUGCAAAUAAAAUAAAAUGAAAAUAUCUAAA
Trachemys scripta elegans is the source of this 3001-nucleotide messenger RNA. RefSeq names its product tripartite motif containing 2 (gene TRIM2). Lineage: Eukaryota; Metazoa; Chordata; Testudines; Emydidae. The transcript is spliced from 12 exons. The coding region runs from base 416 to 2662 and encodes 748 amino acids. Gene Ontology annotation, biological process: negative regulation of translation; protein polyubiquitination; proteasome-mediated ubiquitin-dependent protein catabolic process. The record is from RefSeq and is a predicted model, not a curated record. Gene Ontology annotation, molecular function: protein binding; translation repressor activity; zinc ion binding.